CUGAAACUUCAAUGUUUAUUAUUGUUUUCUGCUUGAAAGUGCAAUUUUGAGCAGAAAAUUAAAAGGUUUUCGUUGGUUUAUUCCGAUUUCUUCGAUUUGAUUCUAAUUCCCCGCCAGAAAUAAAGCAUACACGGAGCUCGCAUUGAAAUAGCCCACGGAAGAAAUGGACAGCUUCACAGAUGACGAUUUCAAUGAAGAAUUCCAUUUCGAAAACAUCGAAAUGUUGGAUGAAGACGCUGAUCUCAGUUUUAUUGAGGAUGAGAAUGGCUUGGAAGAGGAGCAGAUACAGGAAACUACAUCGUGCCUAUACAGAUGUCGCUUGUUGGCAUUCGUUCGACAGUUUAAGGGGCAAUCAUCCGGAGCUCACAUUGCCCACUGGGACGUACAAGCAAAGUCCGUAAACGACUUCCUGCGCAAAGUUUGGAUUUUGGCCAAAUCUCAUUUGCUUCGCGAAGUUGUGUUUCACCAGCAAGAAGAUGGAAGUACUGUUCCGAAGUGGUCAGAUAAGGAGGAACCGGAGGAAAGCGAUUUCAACAAAUUUGCGAUUUUUUAUGAGAAGCAAAACAGGAAGUACACUAUGCUCGACAAGAUAACAACCAAUUUGCUGCACAGCUGGAGGGACAAGGAAAUCCAUGUUUUACUUCAUGUGUACUCGCUAUCAGUAAGCUCGAGAAAAAUCUUCACCACUGUCAAACAACAUUUGAUUGAUCCCUCAAAUCGUGACAAAUCUGGUGCAGCAUCAACGCAGAUUGUGGUUGAGUUAUCUCGCGAUCUACGCAGGGAGCAUGGGGAUCGAUGGGAUGCGCAUGAAAUCGUUUGGACGAUGUGGGCAUCAGCAAUAUUAUCGUCACCUGCUCAUUCACAAGGGUCCAUGAAAACAUCUGCAACACCUCUUCAAAGCAAAAGACGGCGCAAGAAUCCAGCAUAUCAAACGUGGAUUGGUCAUCGCUCAUAAUGUCAAUGCAACAUUUGGGGAGGAAAUUGCAGCUGCUAAGGAGGCAUUCUUGGCUGUAGAAACAGUUCAAAAGGAACUAUGCCUUAAAAUGGCACAUCUCAAGAUGCGUAUCGAUUCACUGGAACAGCGAGAGUGAUUGGGGGAAUCAUUUCUCGAUGCAAUGGAGGCUUCAGUGGCUGUAUCAAAUUGUGAAUUUAGCGAAGGUAUUGCCGCUAAAGUAACCGAUAUGCCAGAUGUAGAUCAUGAGUAACUUAAUGUAAAAGAUGGAACUGUAAUUCGUCUUAUGAUUUUUUAAUACAUAAUUAUGUACUUUUUCUUUGUCUGAAAAUCAAUAAAACAUUGGUUUAAACGUU
Armigeres subalbatus is the source of this 1308-nucleotide messenger RNA. RefSeq lists its product as uncharacterized. The coding region runs from base 164 to 955 and encodes 263 amino acids. Lineage: Eukaryota; Metazoa; Arthropoda; Insecta; Diptera; Culicidae. The transcript has 2 exons. The record is from RefSeq and is a predicted model, not a curated record.